UGGGGCUGCUCACAGGUACAAACAGCUGGGAAAGAAUAAGAGCAGGACCAGCAUUCGAUUGGAAGGAGUGGACUCUUGAAUUGCCACGAAAAUGCCGCUGCGCUUCGCGUCAUGCGUAUGUCGGAGUGUUGGAGGACUUCGACUGCAUAAGUAAUUUUCGUUGAGGAGGGCUGUUUUAUUACACCGAGACUCUCUGGUACCUGGAGUUUAGCCCGAAAUGACCAGCCGGCACCUGGCUAAUCUGUCCCAAGUGUGGGAAAAAUUCAUAGACUGCAGGAUGCACGGAGCCGAGCCACAGGUUAGUCUGCAGUGCUUGGAGCGCUUCCUGUGCCUCUUCCACUGUGUCCAGCGCCUCCACGACCCCGAGACCAAGGAUGCUGUGAAGUUCUGCUCAGACAUGAGUGGUGCCAGUAACACCCUGGCCCGGGAGUUCUUGACAGAUGUGCACCAGCUGUGCAGCACUGUGGCCCAGCGGGCGGAGGCCCGAGAGGAGGAGGAGGAAGAGAGCCACAUGGUGGCACUGGGGGAGUACCUGGUCAGGGGUCGAGGAUUCCUGUUACUCAGCACCCUGGAUUCUGUCAUCGACCAGGAGCUGACCUGCCGGGAGGAGCUGCUGACCCUGCUGCUGUCCCUGCUGCCGCUGGUCUGGAAGAUCCCUGUGCCGGAGGAGAAAGCCCCGGGCUUCACGCUGCCCUCGCUGCUGGAUGUGUUCUUCAGCCGGGAGGGCAAGGCGGUCCCUCUGAGGUCAGGGCAGGAGAAGGCCGGCUCGGAGGCGCAGGAGGCCGGGAAGAGCUCCUUGGGCAGCUGGAGGUGGCGGCGGCAGCGCAGGACCGCCCAGCGCUACUCAGUGAGAGAUGCGCGCCAGUCCCGGCUGUCCACGUCUGAUUCUGACGCCAACUCCGAUGACAAGGCGGCCGGCCCCGCGGGGAAGCACCGGCGCUCCCACGGCCUGACCCUGCCGGUCAGCUGUCAGCACCACCGCUCGGAACCCCGGUCCGCCAUGCAGCCACCCCCAGCGGACACCACAGGCGCCCCCGAGAAGGCCGAGCCCUGCCAGUGGCUCCUGGGCUCCCAGCCGCCGGACUCGGAGACGCUGACCGACCCGGCCGCCCUCUCCAUCUUCAACCGCAUGGAGAACUCGCCCUUCGACCUGUGCUACGUCCUGCUGUCCCUGCUGGAGAAGGUCUGCAAGUUCGACAUGACCCUCAACCACAGCCCCGGCCUGGCCGCCAGCGUCGUCCCCACGCUCACGGAGAUGCUGACGGAGUUCGGGGACUGCUGCGGGCCGGGCGGCGGCGGAGGGGCGGGGGUGGAGGACCUGGCCGGGGGGUGGACCGAGGAGCCCAUCGCCUUGGUCCAGAGGAUGCUCCUGCGCACCGUCCUGCACCUGAUGUCCGUGGACGUGGGACAGGGCGACGCCCUGCCUGACCACCUGCGCCGGAACCUGACCGACCUGCUGCGGGCCACCCUGAAGAUCCGCAGUUGCCUGGAGAAGCAGGCCGACCCCUUCGCCCCGCGGCCCAAGAAGACCCUGCAGGAGGUGCAGGACGACUUCUCCUUCUCCCGCUACCGGCACCGAGCCCUGCUGCUGCCGGAGCUCCUGGAGGGGGCGCUGCAGGUGCUGCUGGGCUGCCUGCAGGCCUGCGCCCCCAACCCCUUCUUCUUCAGCCAGGCGGUGGAGCUGGUGCACGAGUUUGUGCAGCACCGCGGCCUGCAGCUGCUGGAGGCCACCGUGCUGCGGCUGGAGAGCCCGGCCGUGCGGGAGUCGGAGGCGAGCGCCGAGGCGUCCGAGCGCUCGCGGGGCAUCCUCGGCGCCGUGCUCAAGAUCGUCAGCGCCAUCAAGAAGACCAAGUCCGAGCAGCUGCACCAGUCGGUGUGCGCCCGCCGCCGGCACCGUCGCUGCGAGUACUCCCACUUCCUGCACCACCACCGCGACCUGUCGGGGCUGCCCGUGUCCGCCUUCAAGCAGGCCGGCCGCCGCGACCCCUUCGAGGAGGAUUCGGGGGAGGUGCGCUAUCCGGAGCGCUGCUGCUGCCUGGCCGCCUUCGCCCACCAGUGCCUGCGCCUCCUGCCGCGCCUGCCCUCCACGGGCGCCGGCUGCCUGCAGAUCCUGGCAGGACUGCAGGCCGUGGGCAUCUGCUGCUGCAUGGACCCCCGCUCGGUGGUGGGGCCGCUGCUGCACGCCUUCCGCGCCCCGGGCCUGCACAGCUACCAGGCCCACGUGCUGGCCAUCCUCAGCCGGCUGCUGCUGGAGCAGCUGGGCGGGGGCCAGCCCUCGGAGAGGGCGAAGCAGGCCUCCUGCAACAUCUGCACGCUGGACAGCAGCCAGCUGCCCGGGCUGGAGGAGACCCUGCAGGGGGCGGAGCCGGCCGCCCCCUGCCCCAGCCCCUCUUACCGCUCCCAGGGCAUCCUGCCCAGCGGCAGCGCCGAGGACGUGCUGUGGAAGUGGGACGCCCUGGAGGCCUACCAGGACCUGGUGUUCAGCGAGGACCGGCAGCUGAGCCUGCAGGUGGCCGGGCACGUGUGCCACCUGACGCUGCGCGGAAACGCCGCAGUACAGUGGCAGCUCUACACCCACAUCUUCAGCCCCGUGCUGCAGCGGGGCGUGGAGCUGGCCCACCACGCCCAGCAGCUGGGCGUCUCCACCGCCUGUGCCCAGGCCUGCAGCUACCACAGCCAGUGCCUGCCCAUCGAGGUGCUGCAGGUCUACCUGCAGACGCUGCCCGCGCUCCUCAAGUCCAGGGUGACCCGAGACAUGUUCCUGAGCUGCAACGGGCUGAACCAGGUGACGGAGCUGAUCUACCUGGACCCGACGCGCUCGUGGGCGCUGAAGGUGUUCGAGACGCUGAUCCUGAGCGUGGGGGAGGGGCAGGCCGACACCCUGCUGCAGGAGCUGGAGAGCGCUGAGGCGGAGGAGCUGGCCGAGGGGACGGGUACGGGGCCGAGGGGGGUCGGGGAGGCCCAGCAGAGCCUCAGCAAGUUCUACGAGGGGCUGCGAGAGGCCUGUCCCCGGCGCCGGAGCAGGUCCGGGACGGGGCCCGGAGCCGGGGGUGGGGCGGUGCGCAGCUGGAGUGAGGCCCACGUCAACGCCAUCAACCUCUUCCUGUGCGUGGCCUUCCUCUGCGUCAGCAAGGAGGCCGACUCAGACCGCGACUCGGUCAACGACUCGGAGGACACCUCGGGCUACGACAGCACGGCCAGCGAGCCCCUGGGCGGCCGCCUGCCCUGCCUCUCCCCCGACAGCGUGGUGCUGCCCUCCAAGGAGCAGGUGCGGCGGGCGGCCGACGUCUGGUCCAUGUGCCGCUGGAUCUACCUGUCCAGCGCCGUCUUCCAGAGGCAGUUCUACAGGCUGGGGGGGCUGGAGGUCUGCUCCCGCCUCAUGACCAUGGUCAUCCAGAAGCUGGCCUCCAAGACCAAGGAUGGGAAGGCCAAGAAGAAGAGAGAGGCUAAGGGCAAGGCCAGCCCGUCACACGCAGACCUACCUGGGCCUGUCCCAGCAGAGCCUGGUCCUGUGUCACCCAAACAGAUGGAUGGAGCCCAGCAGGGCCCCGCAGAUUCCCUCAGCUCAGGGCAGAGUGAGCCCAGGAGCAGGGACCCGGCCAGGAAGCUGGAGGAGGAGUGGCCUCUUCAGAGCAUCCGGCUGUUGGAGGCCCUGUUGGCCAUUUGUCUGCAUAGCGCCAGCUCAGCUAUGCAGAGGACUGACCCCGAGCUGCCCUCACAGCUGCAGUCGGUGGAGGAGACCCUGGCUGAAGUGCGGGACCAGCUCUCCCGCUCGGGAGCCGUGUGCUCCGAGCUGGCAGUGCCGCUCUUCGACUCCCUGCUGCGCGUGGCCCUCGCUGAGGUCGGCGUCGGUCCCGACACGCCGGAGGAGAAGAACGAGCGGAAGCUACAGCUGGGAGUGGAGCUGGCAGCUCCAGCGGGAGACUUGUCGGAGGAAGCGGAAGAGGCCCAAGGUUGCGGUCUGCGGCCCCUGGGCGGGGAGGAGGGCUACGAGGCCGACAGCGAGAGCAACCCCGAGGACAACGGCGGCCGGGAGGAAGGUGAGAGGGCGGAGUUGGCCCCGCCGGGGGAGUGCGCGUUCGGGGCGGCGGCGGAGGGACCCUGCAGGGGGGUGCUGCUCUUCCCGGAGAUCUGCACCAUGGAGCUGCUGCUGCUGUCCGCCUGCUCGCCGGAGCUGGAGGUGCUCCGCCACGUGUUCCACAGCCUGCUGAGAGCCGUGCACAGCAACGCCCGCAACGCCACGCUCCUCUACCAGCAGGGGGCUGUGAAGACCAUUCUGGCAGGAUUUCAGAACAUCCUGAACCACUCGGACUCCUCGGCUGAAGAGUGUCAGGCCAUAGUAGUCGAGCUGCUGGUUGCCAUGGUGAGUGAUCGCAUCACUGCAGAGGAGCUGGCCAUGCUGGUCCGCCUCUUCCUGGAGAAGACCCCUGCCACUGAGAUCUUACUGAAGGGAAUCCUCCGGAUCGUGGAGGCCAACAUGGACAUGGAGCCGCUGCAGUUCCUGUCCUUCCCCCUGGUGCCCAGCGCUUCCACGCCCAGCGGCGUCUCCCCCGGCCACCGGCAGAACGGGGCGGCGGGGGGCAAGGGCGUGGGGCUGCUGUGGAGGGGCAAACUCUCCCCGGGGCGCAGGGAGGGGGACGGGGAGACCCGCCCCGUUCACCAGCUCACCUCUCCCUGGCACGUGGCUCCUGUCCACCUGCCCCUGGUGGGGCAGAACUGCUGGCCUCACAUGGCCAACGGCUUCAGCGUGUCCCUGUGGCUGAGGGCCCAGACCAGCACGGCCGAGGAGAGCCCCGGCGACAAGGGCAAAAGGCCCAAGAGGAGGCCGACGGCACUGCGGGACAGCAGCAUGGACAGCAUAGAGGAGGAGAAGUCUCCGGUGUCAGAGCACCUGGGUCCGCCCCGCUCUGGGGACAGGCUGGUGGAGGAGGGCUUUGUACACCUGGCCUCACUGGGCUCCAAGGCCCUGAUGCUGCAGGUGUGGGCCGACCUCACCACCGGCACCUUAUUAUUCAGGAUUUGCGUCGAUCCCAACGAUGAGAUGAAGGCCGGCCUGCUAGCCCAGGCCGAAUCAGAGGAGGCACUGUUGAGCCUAGACCGAUGGCAACACCUGGCCCUCACCUACACCCAGCAGCCUGAGGGCAAGAAGAACGUCCAUGGCACGCUGGUGGUCUGGGUGUGCGGUGUGAGGAAGUGUGAAGUGUCUCUGGACUACACCGUGCCCAGGAAGCCCAGCCUGUCCUCUGACAGUAACAAGACCUUCUGCAUGCUGGGGCACUGUCUGCACUCCGCUGAGGAGCUACCCAGGCUCGGAGGCCGCUGGGAUGUGGGUAGCAUGCUGCUCUUCAAUGGCUCCCGGAUCGGCUCAGAGGAGGCCUUCUACCUGUAUGCCAGCGGGCCGGACUGCACCUCCAUCAUGCCCUGCAGGUACGGCAAGCCCAGCGUCAAGCUGUCCAAGUAUGUGACGCAGGAGGGGCUGCAGUGCCAGCAGGUGCGUGACAUGCUGAUGAAGAGCAAGGAGGUGGACGCCGCGCCGCUCAUCGAGAGUUUGGCGGUGGUGUACACCCCCAGCUGCCCCAGCCACUACACCAUCUACGAGCCGGUCAUCCGGCUGAAGGGCCAGGCCAAGACGGUGGUGUCACAGCGGCCUUUCAGCGCCCGGCCGGUGCAGAGCGGCGCGCUGGACCCCCAGCUCCUCAGAGCCCUGAGGCCCGAGGACUCACAGGGGCUCCAGAGCGUUCUGCACAAGAUCGGAGGCACCGGCACCUUCAUCUUCCUCUUUGCCAGGGCUGUGGAGCUCAGUGACUGUGAGAAGACCCAGGCCCUGGCCCUGCAGAUUCUGCUGUCUCUGGUCAAGUACAACCAGCACCGCGUCCAGGAGAUGGAGAGCUGUCACGGCUACUCCAUGAUCCACCAGGUCCUCAUCAAGUCCAAGUGCAUUGUGGGAUACCACAUACUCAAGACUCUGCUUGACGGCUGCUGCAGCAGGGAGAUCCUGACGCUGGGAGAGGACGGGCAGUUCUGCCUGGACACUGAGUCCAACGCCGUGGUCCAGGACCUAAGGCUGCUGUCAGAAGUGCUGUUGGACUGGAAGAUCUGGGCCAAGGCUCAGAGCGGUGUGUGGGAGACCCUGCUAGCAGCGCUGGAGAUCCUCAUCAGGGUGCACCACCCCCAGCAGAUGUUCAACAUCCGCCAGCUCCUCAAGGCCCAGGUGGUCCACCGCUUCCUGCUCACCUGCCAAGUGCUGCAGGAGCACCAGGACGAGCACCUGACCUCCAUUCCCCAGGAGGUCUGCCUCUCCUUCGUCAAGAUCAUCCAGGAAGUGCUGGGCUCUCCGCCGGACCUGGACCUGCUCAGGCUCAUUUACAACUUCCUGCUUGCUGUGCACCCAGCCACCAACACCUACGUGUGCCACACUCCGACCAGCUUCUACUUCUCACUGCACAUCGAUGGAAAGCUGUACCUGGAGAAGGUGCAGUCCAUCAUGUUCCUGAGGCACUCCAGCGGUGGGGGGAAGUCUGCGGGCAGCUCCGUCCUCUCGCUGUCUCCCACCGGCUUCGCAGUGGCGCCCCCCGAAGAUCCUGCCCAACUCCCUUCCCCAGAGCAGGAGGCUGAGGGUCAGUCUCUCCACACCCCCAGCGAGGCACCCUCGCCCCAGCCCUCCCUGCUGCUUCCAUCCCGCCUGGCCCACGGGGGGUCGGGCGAGGCCACGGAGCCCGACAGCGAGCCGGAGCCGGCAGGAACGCCGCAGGCGCUGGGCAGCACGGAGACCCUGAAGAGGGGCGGGGACGGGCAGCUCCUGAGCAGCUGCGACUCCACCAGGACCAUCUGCAACUCGGCGGAGCCCGGUGAGGGCUCCCGCCCGCCCUCCCUCAGCGCCGAAGGGGAGGAGGAGGAGGAGGAGGAGCUGGAGGAGCGCGAGGAGGCAGAGGAGAGCCUGGCUGACGGGAGCGGCGGCGCUGAGUCCGAGGACCACUUCGACUCCACCAGCGAGGAGGCCCUGCGGAGACCCGACAGCUUGAAGGGCAUCCAGUCCCUCCAACGGAGCCAGAGCAACCUGGCCAGCCUGGGCCUGGCCUUCCCCGCACAGAACGGCUCCCUGGCCGUCGGGCGCUGGCCCAGCCUGGCUGACCGCGGCGUGCUGCCCGAGGACUGGGAGAGCUACACCUACUCCCCCGGGUACGAGAGAGCCCACAGCAAGGCAGACUCCAGCGACAGGUCCAGUACGGAGGACUGCUUGGUGCUGAUCUGCUGCGGCCUGUAUGACCUGCUGAGGGGUGUCCUGCUGCUCCUGCCCGACCUCAUGCUGGAGGAGGUGAUGGACAAGCUCAUCCAGCCCGAGGCUCUCAUCGUCCUGGUGAACCACUCCUCCCCGCUCAUCCAGCUGGGCGUCAUGAAGCUGCUGGAUGCCUACUUCAACCGGGCCUUCAAGGAGCAGAAGGAGAAGUUCCUGAAGAACCACGGCUUCUCUCUGCUGGCAAACCAGCUGUACCUACACCAGGGCACCCAGGCCCUGCUGGAGUGCUUCCUGGAGAUGCUGUUUGGCCGCCCUGUGGGGCUGGAGGAGGACCUGGAUCUGGAGGACAUGGAGAGCAUCUCCCCCUUCAGGAAGCGCUGCAUCAUCCCGGUGCUGGGGCUGAUCGAGAACUCCCUGUACGAGAACACGCUGGUGCACAACUCCCUGUGCGUGCUGCUGCAGCUGCUCAACGCCUGCCCCAGGCUGACCGACAUCCUGCUGGACCACGGCCUGCUCUACGUGCUCUUCAACACGCUGGCCACCCUCAACGGCCUGGAGAACAGCAUUCCGCUGAACGAGUACAAGCUGCUGGUGUGUGACGUGCAGCAGCUGCUGGUGGCCGUCACCAUCCACUCCUGCAGCUCCUCGGGCUCCCAGUACUUCCGCAUCAUCGAGGACCUCAUCACCCUCCUGGGGUACCUGCACUCCAGCAAGAUCCGCCGGACGCAGGAGAUGGCCGUGUCUCUGCAGUUCAGGGUCCUUCAGUCGGCCAUCGAGUUCAUCCGGACGACGGCCAAUCAGGACCCUCAGAGCCUCAGCGGCUCGGACCACCUGCCCACCUCCCCGCACCACGCCAUCCUGCAGAAGCGCAAGAGCAUCGCAGGCCUGCGGCGGUUCUCCCUGGCCCAGUCGGACUCCCUGUUGACGCGGAUGCGUUCGGUGGCGGGUGACGAGCUGACCAUGAUGAUGCAGCGCCGGAUGAGCCAGGAGAACCCCAUCCGCGCCAGCGAAAGCGAGCUCAUCCAGCGCCUGCAGAGGCUGGUGGUGCUGGCCGUCAACCGCCUCAUCUACUACGACAUCAGCCAAGACUUCUUCGACCUUCUGAACAUCCCAGAAUCCCCUGUGCACCAGGCAGCCCCGUCCGAUGCGGGGGAGCAGGAAGCCCCGGAGGAAAACGGCACAGCUCCGCCCCCCACCAACACGAAGAGCUUCCAGAAGGAGAUCCUCAAGCUCAUGAUGGAGGGGAUUAAGUUCGGCCUGGGCACUCUGGGAAGGGGCGGCGCUCCGAAGCAGCAGUGGAGGCGCAUCCUGUGGUCAUGCCGCGACACGUUCCGGGUACAGAUCGGCCGGCUCCUGAUUCACACCCUGAGCCCCGCGCGGCCCCUGCCCGAAAGGAAGGAGGCACUAGAGUUCGUUUAUGAGCCCAGCCACCCCGACAUCCUGCGUGAGAGCCUCAGUCCUGGACUGGAGCACGGCCCCAAACUGGCCCUCUACCUGUACGAGAUGCUCCACGACCACAAGGACAGCCUAACGAAGGAGGAGCAGACGGCCGCCGGCGUCUUCAUGACCUCCCUGAAGCUGUGUGGACACCGCUGCAUCCCCCCCAACGCCCCGCCCAAACCCGACCUCAUCAAGGCCAUCAAAGAGGAACAGGCCAAAUACCAGUCAGAUGAAAAAAUGAGCAAAGCAGCGUGGGAGAAGAAGAUGGGCAUUACGCAGAAGAGUCUGAUGCAGAGGCUGGACGGCAAGUCCAAGGACAUCUCCAAGAUCGCGGCGGACAUCACGCAGAACGUGUCCCUUCGGCAGGGCAUGGAGAGGAAGAAGGUGAUCCAGCACAUCCGUGGCCUCUACAAGGUGGACCUGAGCGCCAGCCGCUACUGGCAGGAGCAGGUGCAGCAGCUCACGCACGACAGAGCCGUGUGGUACGACCAGGCCUCCUACCGCACGUCCUGGCAGCUAGACCCCACCGAGGGGCCCAACCGGGAGCGCCGGCGCCUGCAGAGGUGCCACCUCACCAUCCCCAACAAAUACCUGCUCAGGGACCGGCGGAAACCCGAGGACCCAGUCAAGCCUCCGGUGUCGUACCUCUUCGAGGACAAGACCCACUCCUCCUUCUCCUCCACUGUGAAGGACAAAGCCACCAGCGAGCCCAUCAGGUUCACCAGACGGUGUAUCAGCGUAGCGCCCUCCAGAGAGACUGCAGGAGAGCUGCUGCUAGGGAAGUCUGGGAUGUAUUUUGUAGAGGAUAAUGCUGCAGAUGCCCACGACAGUCAGAGUCCUCAUGGGGAGACAGAGCCCGCCUCCUUCUCUUGGACCUACGAGGAGAUCAAGGAGGUCCACAAGCGCUGGUGGCAGUUGAGGGACAAUGGCGUGGAGAUUUUCCUCACCAAUGGCAGGACGCUGCUCCUGGCUUUCGACAACACCAAGUUCCGAGACGAUGUCUACCAGAACAUCCUUUCCUCCAACCUGCCCAACCUGCUGGAGUACGGCAACCUCACGGCCCUGACGCACCUGUGGGGCUCGGGCCAGAUCUCCAACUUUGAGUACCUCACCCACCUCAACAAGCACGCCGGGCGCUCCUUCAAUGACCUCAUGCAGUACCCCGUCUUCCCCUUUAUCCUGAGCGACUACACCAGCGAGACGCUGGAUCUGCAGGACCCCGCCAUGUACAGGAACCUCAGUAAGCCCAUAGCGGUGCAGUCCAAGGAGAAGGAAGACCGAUAUGUGGACAACUACAAGUACUUGGAGGAGGAGUAUCGGAAGGGUGCCCGUGAGGACGACCCCAUGCCCCCUGUCCAGCCCUACCACUACGGCUCGCACUACUCCAACAGCGGCACCGUGCUGCACUUCCUGGUCCGGAUGCCCCCCUUCACCAAGAUGUUCCUGGCCUACCAAGACCAGAGUUUUGACAUCCCGGACCGCACAUUCCACUCCAUGAACACCACGUGGCGUCUGUCAUCGUACGAGUCUAUGACUGACGUCAAGGAGCUCAUCCCAGAGUUCUUCUACCUGCCGGAGUUCCUGGUUAACAGAGAAGGGUUCGACUUUGGCAUUCGGCAGAACAGCGAGCGGGUCAACCAUGUCAACCUGCCGCCCUGGGCCCGGAACGACCCGCGCCUCUUCAUCCUGAUCCACCGGCAAGCACUGGAGUCGGACCACGUCUCCCAGACCCUGUGCCACUGGAUCGACCUGGUCUUCGGCGUCAAGCAGAAGGGGAAGGCGGCCGUGCAGGCCAUCAACGUCUUCCACCCCGCGACGUACUUCGGGAUGGACGUCUCUGCGGUGGAGGACCCCGUGCAGCGGCGUGCCCUGGAGACCAUGAUCAAGACGUACGGGCAGACGCCGCGGCAGCUGUUCGGCAGCACCCACAUCAGCCGGGCCGGCCCCCGCCUCAUCAUGGAGGGGGAGCUGCCGGCCGCCAUGGGGCUGCUGGUCCAGCUGGCCUUCCGGGAGUCCAAGGAGCAGUCCAAGGAGCUGGUGUAUCCGAGCCCCCUGCCCUGGAUCAAGGGUCUGAAGUGGGGCGAGUACGUGGGGUCCCCCAGCGCCCCCGACCCGGUGGUGUGCUUCAGCCAGCCCCACGGAGAGCGCUUCGGCUCCCUUCUGGCCCUGCCCACCCGCGCCGUCUGCGGCCUCUCCCGCAAGUUCUGCCUCAUGAUGAUCUACAGCAAGGAGCAGGGUGUGAGGAGCAUGCACAGCACGGACAUCCAGUGGUCGGCCAUCUUGAGCUGGGGCUACGCCGACAACAUGCUGCGGCUGAAGAGCAAGCAGAGCGAGCCGCCCAUCAACUUCAUCCAGUGCUCCCAGCUGCACCAGGUGACCAGCUGUGCCUGGGUGCCAGACAGCUGCCAGCUGUUCACGGGGAGCAAGUGUGGAGUCAUCACUGCCUACAGUAACCGCUUCACCAGCACCACGCCCUCGGAAAUGGACGUGGAGUCCCAGGUGCACCUGUACGGCCACACGGCAGAAGUGACGGGCCUGUUUGUCUGCAAGCCCUACAGCGUCCUCAUCAGCGUCAGCCAGGAUGGUACCUGCAUCCUGUGGGACCUCAACAGGUUAUGCUAUGUACAGAGCCUGACAGGACACAAGAGCCCAGUCACAGCAGUAUCUGCCAGCGAGACUACAGGGGACAUAGCUACAGUGUGUGACUCAGUGGGGGGCGGCAGUGACCUUCGUCUGUGGACAGUGAACGGGGAUCUCAUCGGGCACGUCCACUGCAGGGAGAUCAUCUGCUCGGUGGCCUUCUCCAACCAGCCGGAGGGCGUGUCCGUCAAUGUCAUCGCGGGGGGGCUAGAGAACGGAGUGGUCAGACUGUGGAGCACAUGGGACCUGAAGCCUGUCAGAGAGAUCACCUUCCCUAAGUCCAACAAGCCCAUCAUCAGCCUGACCUACUCGUGCGACGGGCACCACCUGUACACGGCCAACAGCGAGGGCACGGUCAUCGCCUGGUGUCGCCGUGACCAGCAGCGGAUGAAGCUCCCCAUGUUCUACUCUUUCCUUAGCAACUACGGCGCUGGAUGACCCCGUCCUAGACCCCCCACCACCCCCC
Megalops cyprinoides (Indo-Pacific tarpon) is the source of this 11783-nucleotide messenger RNA. RefSeq names its product lysosomal trafficking regulator (gene lyst). Gene Ontology annotation, cellular component: cytosol; membrane. Gene Ontology annotation, molecular function: protein kinase binding. NCBI's taxonomy places the organism in Eukaryota, Metazoa, Chordata, Actinopteri, Elopiformes, Megalopidae. Gene Ontology annotation, biological process: intracellular protein localization. The transcript is spliced from 54 exons. Bases 218 to 11755 code for a protein of 3845 amino acids. The record is from RefSeq and is a predicted model, not a curated record.